AUGGGCAGAAUUUGCAAUCUCCUCUUUGCUCUUGCAAUUUGCAAUCUACUACUACAUCAAAGUACUUCACUUGCUAAUGUUAUUAAUAUUAACACUGAUAAAGCUUCUCUUCUUGCAUUGAAAUCUCACAUUUAUUCUGAUCCUAACAACAUCUUAGCUAACAACUGGUCUUCUUCCGUCCCAGUUUGCAGCUGGAUUGGAGUUACUUGUGGCUCCCGUCACCAUCGAGUCACUGCUUUAGACAUUUCUAGCAUGCAACUUCAUGGUACCAUUCCUCCACACAUUGGAAACCUUUCAUUUCUCGUCUCCCUCGACAUCAGUGACAACACUUUCCAUGGGGGUUUGCCGGAAGAGUUUGCUCAUUUACGAAGGUUGAAAGUCAUUAGUGUCGCAAGCAAUAACUUCACUGGAGCCAUUCCACCAUUUUUAAGUUUGUUACCGAACCUACGCUUUCUGUACCUCUGGAGCAACCAAUUUUCAGGGAAAAUUCCAUCUUCCCUUUCCAAUCUAACAAAGUUGGAAGUGUUGAGCUUGCGGAAUAAUUUUCUCGAAGGAGAGAUCCCUCGAGAAAUCGGUGAUCUUCGCUACCUGACUUUUUUAGACCUUCAAGAUAAUCAGCUUACUGGCUCUAUACCAACAUCAAUCUUCAACAUUACGACGAUGCAAAAUAUUGGUCUUAGCAAUAACAAUCUUACUGGUAAGCUUCCAACAACUAUUUGCGAUCAUCUUCCACACUUAGAAGGACUUUACAUCUCAAAAAACUACCUAAGUGGUGUUAUUCCACCAACCCUGGAGAAAUGCAGAAAUCUUCAAGUCUUGUCAUUGUCGCUGAAUGAGUUUACUGGAACUGUACCAAGAGAGCUAGCCAACUUAACAGCUCUUACAAGAUUAUAUAUUGCAACUCUGCAUUUGGAAGGAGAGAUACCAGCGGAGCUAGGUAAUCUUGAGAAACUACAGAGGCUGAUAUUAGCCGAGAACGGGUUCACUGGUUCUGUCCCUGCAAGCAUUUUUAACAUGUCAGCACUGAAGAUCCUAGAACUUUCAAUAAACAAUCUCUCAGGUACUCUACCUUCAGAUUUAGGUCGCGGAAUGCCCAAUCUAGAAGGACUUUACUGUGCAGCUACUAAUCUAACUGGUUUUAUCUCUGAUUCAAUCUCAAAUUCUUCGAAACUCAGAGAAAUUGAUCUCACAGUCAACAGUUUCACAGGUCCUAUUCCCGAAUCACUUGGUAACUUAGAAUACCUCGAGAUUCUAGGCUUGCAAACUAAUAAUUUUUUCAGUGAUUCAAAAAUGAGCUUUCUUACAUCAUUGUCAAACUGUAGGAAUCUUAGAGUACUCUGGAUUGGUGAUAAUCCGUUGGAUGGUGUUUUGCCUCCAUCUGUUGGUAAUUUAUCCAAAUCUCUAGAUUCUUUUGAUGGAAAUGGUUGUAAACUUAAGGGUGCCAUUCCUCAAGAAAUCGGUAAUCUUACUGGAAUGACAUCAAUGAGUCUAUAUAACAAUGAGUUGAUAGGACACAUUCCAGACACUGUCCAUGGCAUGCUGAGCCUUCAAGAACUUUAUUUAUUAAGCAAUAAGAUAGAAGGAACCAUACCAGAUGUUAUAUGCAGUUUAAAGAAUCUUGGUGCAUUAGACUUGUCAGAAAAUCAUUUUUCUGGUUCAGUGCCCUCAUGCUUAGGGAAUGUUACUAGUUUGAGGAAACUUCAUCUAGCUAACAAUAACCUGGAUUCUAGAUUACCUUCAAGCUUGGGGAGCCUUCAAGAUCUCAUAGAAUUCGAUAUUUCGUCCAAUUUAUUGAGUGGGGAAAUUCCACUGGAGAGCGGAAACUUAAAGGCUGCAACACUCAUUGAUUUGUCAAGGAAUUAUUUUUCUGGUAAGAUUCCUAGUACUCUAGGUGGUCUAGAUAAAUUGAUUAAUCUUUCUCUAGCACAUAAUAGAUUAGAGGGGCCUAUUCCUGAAUCAUUUGGCAAAAUGUUGUCCUUGGAAUACUUGGAUUUGUCCUAUAACAAUCUUAGUGGUCAAAUUCCAAAGUCAUUAGAAGCUCUUGUGUACCUCAAAAACAUGAAUUUCUCAUUCAAUAAACUCAGUGGAGAGAUUCCCACCGGUGGUCCUUUUGCGAAUGCCACAGGUCAAUCUUUCAUGUCCAAUGAUGCACUCUGUGGUGACUCCCGGUUUAACAUUAAACCAUGCCUGACCAAAUCGGAAAAGAAGUCAAGAAGAAAAAAAGUGCUUAUAGGUUUAUAUAUGAUGUUAGGGAUUGGAUCACUCCUUGCAUUGGCUGUUGGAUAUGUGGUGUUAAGAUCGAGAAAGACAAAGAAAAAUGCAAGUCAAGAAGAUGUAACUCUGGUAAAAGGGCACGGAAGAAUUUCCUAUUAUGAACUUGAACAAGCAACAGAAGGAUUCAACGAAAGCAACUUGCUUGGUAAUGGAAGUUUCAGCAUGGUCUACAAAGGGAUACUUAAGGAUGGUACCCUUUUAGCAGCAAAGGUCUUCAAUGUGCAGUUGGAGGGUGCAUUCAAAAGUUUUGACACAGAAUGUGAGAUACUUCGGAACCUUCGCCACAGAAAUUUGACCAAAGUCAUCACCAGCUGCUCCAACCUUGAUUUCAAAUCCCUAGUGUUGGAAUACAUGCCCAACGGGACCCUUGGUAAAUGGUUAUACUCUCAUAACUUGUUCUUGAACUUACUGCAGAGACUUGAUAUAACGAUAGAUGUUGCGUCUGCAAUAGACUAUCUCCACAAUGGUUAUUCAACACCAGUGGUGCAUUGUGACCUGAAGCCAAACAAUGUCUUGAUAGAUCAAGAAAUGGUUGCUCAUGUAAGUGAUUUUGGCAUUGCAAAAAUGUUAGGUACAGGGGAGGCUUUUGUCCAAACAAGGACAAUUGCAACCAUUGGUUAUAUUGCUCCAGAGUAUGGACAGGAUGGAAUAGUAUCCACGAGUUGUGAUGUUUAUAGUUUUGGCAUUCUAAUGAUGGAGACGUUUACAAGAAUUAGACCAACUGAUGAAACUUUUACCGGAGACUUGACCAUACAACGUUGGGUUAGUGAUUCAAUCCCAAGUGGAAUUCAUAAGGUGGUGGAUUCUAAUUUGAUACAACCAGGGGAUGAACAAAUCGAUGCAAAGAUGCAAUGUUUGUUAUCAAUCAUGGAAUUAGCUUUGAGCUGCACACUAGUGACCCCUGAUGCAAGAAUUAGCAUGGAAGAUGCUCUUUCAACACUGAAAAAGAUUAGGUUCCAGCUUGUCAGUAGUCUGCACUAGGUGGAAUCGGACCCCUGUGUUCUUGUAUGUUAUUUGAUUACCUAUGUCGGUUAGGUUAAGAUUUCAAUUCUGCACAAGUAGUUUUAAGUGUUGUAAUCACUGUUGUAGGAAGCAGCUUGUUUCUUGAUAUAUGUAAAUUUGAUGAUAUAUAAAAGU
Molecule: messenger RNA, 3411 nt
Organism: Solanum tuberosum (potato)
Lineage: Eukaryota; Viridiplantae; Streptophyta; Magnoliopsida; Solanales; Solanaceae
Product: probable LRR receptor-like serine/threonine-protein kinase At3g47570
Exons: 3
Coding region: 1-3255 (1084 amino acids)
Biological process (GO): protein phosphorylation
Molecular function (GO): ATP binding; protein kinase activity; protein binding
Source: RefSeq, a predicted model, not a curated record